AUGAAGCAUACUAGAGCCAAGCACACCAAAUCGAGAAGAGGCUGCAUCACCUGCAAAAUCCGUCAUGUCAAAUGCGACGAGCAACAGCCAGAAUGCCUACAGUGCGUCAAAACAGGGCGCAAAUGUGAUGGAUAUGAUCCCAAGCAGACAAACCCACAGGUUCAGCAGAGAGCCGUAGUCGAUCCGGUCCCCGUGGCCUGGACUAAACCCAGCGCCGACCAGCGUCUGGUCUUGCGUCCAGGGACUCGAGAGGAACGGCAGUAUAUUGAGUUCUUCUGCACCCGGACGUCGCGCGCACUGUCUGGCUUCUUUGAUUCGGAUCUCUGGGGAUAUUUCCUGCCCCAGCUGAGUCACUCCGAGGCUGCCAUCCGGCACGCAGUCAUCGCUCUGGGGGCUCUCCAUCAACAUCUACAUGUAAUCCUCGCGAAAGACAAACAUGAUCCCGGGCGGAAAAUCGCCCCCCAAAAUGAACAGUUUAUCAUUCAGCAGUACAACUCGGCGAUCCGACAUCUAGUGGCACAAAUGUCGUCCGCAAAUCAGGUGCCGCAUCUGACUCUGAUUGCCUGCUGUUUAUUUGUCUGCCUGGAGAUUCUCAGUGGCCAGGGUAGCAAAGCUCUGGACCAUAUCGAAGCUGGCCUGAAAAUUGUUCAGCGAUGGGAGAACGAUCCAAAUGGAAAACUACAGUCGGAAGGGAUUACUCGAGAACUAACUUAUACCGUCAUCCGUUGGAAUACCCAGCUCUCAAAGCAUGGAAGGAAGAUGAUUGCCCUCAAUCUCAGCCAACUAGAUGCAGCAGAGUCAGUGGGAAGAUCAGAGACAUGGACGGAAAUCUCAACGGCCAGAAAUUCACUCGACGUACUGAUCAACCGCGCCAUGAGCUUCGUGGAGGCAGUGGGCAUCGACCGGCAGACGAGAGGGUCGCCCUGGCAAGUUCGUCGGCAACAGGCGCUUCUCCAAGAUUUCGCUGAUUGGCUGAACGCAUUUGAGAGUCUGAUGAAGCGAUGUGGCAGACGGCUGAAGAAGACUGAUCCUCGAGGACCUGUGCUGCUGCGCCUCCAUCACCGCACCAGCCAAAUUUUUGUAGUCGUCGCCCUGUCCAGAGAUGAGCUCAUAUUCGACGAGCUCGACGAUGACUUCAGAGCUAUCGUUGCGUACUCCGAGGAGCUAAUCGAGCUCAAUGCGUCACUGGACAAGGACUCUGUGCUGACUAUCUUUUCCUUGGAGACCGGACUCAUCUCUUCGCUGUGCUACACGGCUAGCAAGUGUCGCAAUCCGCUGCUCCGGCGAAAAGCAAUCAGCCUGCUGUAUCGCUGCCCUCAGAAGGAAGGGCUGUGGAGUAUGCAGCAAUAUGCGACUCUGUCGCGGAUCAUUGUGCAGAUCGAAGAAGCAGAGGUGGCUCACUUGCCGGUGGAGCAGCGAAUUCCCGAAGAUCGGCAUCGCCUGUAUACAGCGCACAUUGAAAACAGGACUUGUCGCUCAUGUCAAUUAGUACUGAGGCACAUGCCUGAGGCUGGUGAUGGAGAAUGGCAUUGUCGAGUCAGGGAUGUGGAUUUCUCGACUGAGAUCGAAGCAGAGGAUCCCAACUUUUUCACAGAAGCUGGUAUCAGCUCAGAGGCUUGA
Aspergillus pseudoviridinutans is the source of this 1620-nucleotide messenger RNA. RefSeq lists its product as uncharacterized. The transcript has 2 exons. The record is from RefSeq and is a predicted model, not a curated record. Gene Ontology annotation, molecular function: DNA-binding transcription factor activity, RNA polymerase II-specific; zinc ion binding. Gene Ontology annotation, biological process: regulation of DNA-templated transcription. NCBI's taxonomy places the organism in Eukaryota, Fungi, Ascomycota, Eurotiomycetes, Eurotiales, Aspergillaceae. Bases 1 to 1620 code for a protein of 539 amino acids.